AUUCAUUUCAAGAGAGUAACUCAUCAAAACCAACACAUCCCAAAAGCUUGUUUUUGCCUUCAUUCUCCUCAUCAUAGCUUACACAAGCAACCACUAUAACUCUAUUUCAUUCCUUCACUUUCCACUACAAUAUCCCAUUACUUUACUCUCUUUUUUUAAUAUAUCAAUUAUUACAACUUCAAUUCCAUUAUCAUCAAGAAUUCUUCUCCAUCUUCUUCCUCUUUGCUCAUCAAUAUUAUUGCACUACAAUUAUUUACAUUCUUUAAUUUCUUCUUUAAUAGGAAAAGGGUAAUUAAUUUUUAUUCCAUCAAUUCCAAACUAGUUUUGGUCAUUGUUUUAUUUAGGUUUUCGUAGUUUUUUUGUAUUGCGUUGGAGUACCUCUGAUACUCAGAUUUUUUAUUUUUGUUUAUUAAAUAUCGUCUUUCCAUUCAGAAAAUAUAUAUUGUCCAAUAUUUUUCUUGAUUUUAUGGAAGGCCAACAAAAUAAACGCAAACGCGUUUAUUCGGUUGAACCAAACAAAGUAAUGCAAGCAAAAUUUAGUAGAAACUAUAUUAACUAUUUAGCACCAGCUUUGAUGAAGAUCAAGGAAAGAAGAAGUUCUAUAGAAGCCAAGAAUGUUGAAAAUGUUGUCAAGUAUGAAGUGGACAUGGCAAUGGUUUUUUCAUCUCAAGGUUUUGCUUGGAGUAAUGCUCUAAAAUUAAAGCUUCAAAAAGAUGGUGGUGAAGGUUCAUCAAGAAUUAAUUAUCAACAAAAUGACAUGGGCCCACUUGAUUUUUCUAAGAAAAAUUGUUCAAAAUUUGAGGCUAGUAAGAUUUUGGAGGAAAAAAAAUUGGUUGAAGAAAAUGAGAUUGUGGAUGACCAAUUGAGGUGUCUUAGAAAAUUGAUUCCAGGUGGAGAAGAGAUUAUGUGUGAUGAACAAAUGGUGAGUGAAUUAGAGAGCUAUGUAAGUUGUUUGCAAAUGCAGGUGAAUAUUCUAAAGUGUCUCACUGAUUAGACAAGUUGAAUUAAUUAUAAUCAUGUAUGUUUUGUUGUUUAAUUAUAUGAGACAAGUAUAAUAUAUGUUUUAUGUGUUA
This is a messenger RNA of Trifolium pratense (red clover), 1073 nucleotides long. RefSeq names its product transcription factor bHLH146-like. The transcript has a single exon. The record is from RefSeq and is a predicted model, not a curated record. Lineage: Eukaryota; Viridiplantae; Streptophyta; Magnoliopsida; Fabales; Fabaceae. Gene Ontology annotation, biological process: regulation of DNA-templated transcription. The coding region runs from base 467 to 994 and encodes 175 amino acids.